AUGGAGCACCUGGGUCCACACCAUCUCCACCCCGGCCACGCGGAGCCCAUCAGCUUCGGCAUCGACCAGAUCCUCAACAGCCCGGACCAGGGAGGCUGCAUGGGGCCAAACUCACGCCUCCAGGACGGAGAAUACGGCCUUGGCUGUUUGGUCGGAGGCGCCUACGCUUACGGCGGCGGGGGACCGGCGCUGAGCGCUGCGGGGGUGAUUCGAGUCCCCGCGCACAGGCCACUAGCUGGAGCGGUGGCCCACCCCCAGCCUCUGGCUACCGGCUUGCCAACGGUGCCCUCGGUGCCUGCCGUGCCUGGUGUCAACAACCUCACCGGCCUCACCUUCCCCUGGAUGGAGAGUAACCGCAGAUACACAAAGGACAGGUUCACAGGUCACCCCUAUCAGAACCGGACACCCCCCAAGAAGAAGAAGCCGCGCACGUCCUUCACGCGCCUGCAGAUCUGUGAGCUGGAGAAGCGCUUCCACCGCCAGAAGUACCUGGCCUCGGCAGAGCGCGCAGCCCUGGCCAAGGCGCUCAAAAUGACUGACGCGCAGGUCAAAACCUGGUUCCAGAACCGGCGGACAAAGUGGAGGCGGCAGACCGCGGAGGAGCGCGAGGCCGAGAGGCAGCAGGCGAACCGCAUCCUCCUGCAGCUGCAGCAGGAGGCCUUCCAGAAGAGCCUGGCGCAGCCGCUGCCCGCCGACCCGCUCUGCGUUCACAACUCGUCGCUCUUCGCCCUGCAGAACCUGCAGCCGUGGUCGGACGACUCCACGAAGAUCACCAGCGUCACGUCGGUGGCGUCGGCCUGCGAGUGA
Miniopterus natalensis is the source of this 807-nucleotide messenger RNA. Lineage: Eukaryota; Metazoa; Chordata; Mammalia; Chiroptera; Miniopteridae. The record is from RefSeq and is a predicted model, not a curated record.